Molecule: messenger RNA, 1323 nt
Organism: Limanda limanda (common dab)
Lineage: Eukaryota; Metazoa; Chordata; Actinopteri; Pleuronectiformes; Pleuronectidae
Gene: dnajb4
Product: DnaJ heat shock protein family (Hsp40) member B4
Exons: 3
Coding region: 1-1014 (337 amino acids)
Cellular component (GO): cytosol
Molecular function (GO): protein-folding chaperone binding
Source: RefSeq, a predicted model, not a curated record
AUGGGUAAAGACUACUACAAAACCCUGGGCAUCUCUAAAGGAGCCACGGAGGAGGACGUGAAGAAAGCCUACAGAAAACAGGCGCUGAAAUGGCACCCGGACAAAAACAAGUCUGCAUCCGCCGAGGAGAAAUUCAAGGAGAUCGCGGAGGCUUAUGAAGUCCUGAGUGAUCCGAAGAAGAAGGAGAUUUAUGACCAGUAUGGAGAGGAAGGUCUCAAGGGAGGAAGUGGACCCACUGGCGAUGGACCAGGCAACACUUUCACCUACACCUUCCACGGGGAUCCUCACGCCACCUUCGCCACGUUCUUCGGCGGCUCAAACCCCUUCGAGAUGUUCUUUGGGCGUAAAGCCAAUGGGCGAGACGACGAUGACAUGGAGGUGGACGGGAACGACCCCUUUGGCUCCUUCACCAGCUUCAACCUGAACGGCUUCCCCCGGGACGGCCACAUCGGGCAGCAGCGCCGGAAGCAGGACCCGGCCAUCGUCCACGACCUGAGGGUCUCCCUGGAGGAGGUCUUCCACGGCUGCACCAAGAGGAUGAAGAUCUCCCGCAAGAGGCUGAACCCAGACGGCAGGACCAUGCGCAACGAGGACAAGAUUCUCACCAUCGAGAUCAAGCGGGGCUGGAAAGAGGGGACGAAGAUCACGUUCCCGCGGGAGGGAGACGAGUCGUCAAACACCAUUCCUGCCGACAUAGUUUUCGUCAUCAAGGACAAGCCACACCCUCACUUUAGGCGGGAAGGCUCCGACAUCGUGUAUCCUGUUCGCGUGAGCUUACGACAGUCGCUGUGCGGAUGCUCGGUUACCGUGUCAACAAUAGACGGCCAGACGUGCAACAUGAAGAUCACAGACGUCGUCAAGCCCGGCUUGAGAAAGACUGUGGCCGGACAGGGCCUCCCCUUACCCAAAAACCCAGAGCAGAGAGGAGAUCUGGUGGUGGAGUUUGACGUGAACUUUCCCGAAACGUUGCCCGGCAACGCCAAGGACGUGUUGAAACGACAUUUACCUGCUUAGGACCGAAGGACAGGGACCGAACGAGGGGAGACAACCGCAUGACAGCACCCCCCUCGUUACCCAACAGACUCACACGGACAGUUUGGACAGCUCACAGAUGGACCUCCUACCAGCUAAUGAGCAGUUUCUAUUUUUGAGCUGGUUGGUGUUUUUAUAAACACCGUGCAUGCUGCCGAGUCGAUACAGGCGACAGACCGACUGUUGAUAUCUGAGAGUACACAAGUUACAUACGUGGGUCUUUUUCCACAAUAACGUUACCUGCUCGUUUGAUGGAAGUGUUUGGCUGUGAAUGAGUCAACAGCUGCCAGA